This is a messenger RNA of Trypanosoma brucei brucei TREU927, 3765 nucleotides long. RefSeq names its product expression site-associated gene 4 (ESAG4) protein, putative. The record is from RefSeq and is a predicted model, not a curated record. Lineage: Eukaryota; Euglenozoa; Kinetoplastea; Trypanosomatida; Trypanosomatidae. The transcript has a single exon. The coding region runs from base 1 to 3765 and encodes 1254 amino acids. Gene Ontology annotation, biological process: intracellular signal transduction; cyclic nucleotide biosynthetic process.
AUGAAUAUGCUUCACUUGGACGACCGCAAUGCCUCACCCGCACCGAGUGGCGGGGAACAUUCCCUUCCGACGGGAGGAGCUGUGUGUCGUGUCGCCAUGGACACACUUUCCGUGAUAUUGAGAGCUCCGGUCGCGUUGUUACUUCUGCUCAUCGUCCUGCCGCAAUUGUCAGUGGGCGCCGAGGCUAAUGCGACAGCCAAGGUUCUCUCCGCCACGUGGAGCGCGUACAUGCCGCAGGAGUAUGUGACCGCGAUCAAUGCUGGCUUCAGUGCCUCACUAGAGUCACGAAACUGGACUGUCGCCGGAAGCGUGAAAGUUGAGGUUGUUUAUCCUAGGAACCUUGACCUGAUGCCCCAAGAUUUCAUUAAAGAGCAGUUGGAGCUGGAAACGGACCAGAAUAAAAUUGUUAUAGUGUAUGGACCCCUCGGUGACAUUGUCACGUACCUUGCUCUUCCAAUCCUUAUGAAACAUAAUGUCGUGGCAUUUUCCCCUAUGACUGGAUCCACUUUUAUCCGACAAUGGAAUCCGUACCUUUACUUUCUGCGUGCCGACCCCGCUGCUGAGACGUUGGCUCUCAUUCGCUAUGCGCUGUGCCAGUUGCGCGUGCUGCGCUUAGGUUUCAUGUACCUUCAGGGUGUUCAUUAUGGCGACGAGGAGUAUGCUUUAACAGUGAACGUGAUGUCUCAGAUGGGUUAUGAGCUGCAUGGUGUGUUCACCGUGAUGAGUCCAGACGGUGAGCCCGCUCCUGAUGGUGAGUUCAGAGAGGUGUUCGAGCGCUUCGCCGCCGCCCUUCCUCAGGCCAUCAUUGUCUUUGGUGCGCCAGAAAAAGAUACCGCGAAGUUCUUGAUGAUGAUGGUAGCGGAGGAGCGCAUCGCUCGCUCUUAUAUUCUUGGUCCAUCAUCCGUCCAGGCGUCACUUGCACAAAUGUGGUUACACGCUCUGGCAACUGCAGGAACCUCAUUCGCGCCCGGGCAGCUACUUUUCACAGGCACCAAUCCGCUUGCGAAGGACAGCCAGUACAUAGCAAUCAAGCGUUUUCAAGGAGUUAUGAGUGAAUACCUGAAAACUCACGUCAGCGAAACCAACAUCACUGAAGCAGAUUAUUUCCUGACCCAUGGCACUGAGGGAGAGUUGAUGGUGUAUGGGUGGCUUGCGGGGGAGGUAUUGACCCAGGCACUUAGUAGUCUUGAAUGGCUCAAGGACCGCACUACUUUUGUCAGGUCGCUAUACAGCCAACGGCGCUACGUCAUCAAUGACAUUGUGAUCGGUGAUUAUGGCGGUACGUGUGAGGGGGAGGCGGCCAAGCAUGGCGCCACCUGUGAGUGUAACCAAGGCAGCAAGGCGGUGUAUGUGAAAGAGAUGUUGGAAAAUGGCCAGACGACGACAAUGGAAAGUGGAUUCACAGUGGUGAAGGCUUCGCAGUGCUAUACUGAAUCUUCGGAGCUUCAAGGGCCACUGAAUGGACUCACCGUUUUCAUGGAAGACGACGACACCGCGUCGAAGGCAGCUGCGCUGUGGCAGAAGGGGGCCUCCCAUCUUGUCGGCAAGGGUGAUUUGGGACACUCGGACAGGUUCUUUCUGCACGCAUUUAAUACUACCAUAGCUGAGGCAGCGAACGAUCUUCGGUAUGAGCAAGGUGAAAGAAUCGUAACCGCUGUGUUUGGCCCCGUGACUGAGGCGAUGUUGGACACGCCGAAUAUAACCUUUAUCGAUCCCCUGGAACUCAAACCACAGCUGAAUAAGUUCAGGAGGCACGUGAUUCAUCUCUCGCCCACCCUGGAACAACAACUUUACGUUCUUUCAUCGUACCUCGCAGGCGACGGGGUCGGUACUGUUGAUGCCGUCAUCUGCAGCAACGAAGCGGAUGGAAUUGCAGAUUUUCUGCGGAGUUCACUAAAUGAAUUCGGUGUCUCACUACGUUCUGCUGUCAUACGUGAAGAUGGGGAAGGUGUUGGUAAAUACCUUCCGAUAAGUGGGACCGUGUUUGUCAUUGGCCUUUCCGUUCCAGAUGUGAGGGAAAUCGCGAGGAAACUUGAAGAACGCAACGAUUUGCGUGUUAUUGUUCUCUUCGGGGAAUUUUCAUUACUGUAUGAUAUGUUUACCACGGCCCUCAAUAACACCGCAGGCGCCGCACGUCUUGUGUUUGCCACCAGCUUGCCACAUUGGGGUGAUACUGAAACCUCAUCGAAGACUGCUCAACUGUUCCAUGAUGUUGAAAAAGACUCACGAUUGUGGACACCCCUAUCACUUCUGGCAUUCGCAACCGGUCGAUUGAUGCGGGUAAUACUUCUUCAUGUAGAAGAAAUGAGUCCAGACACGUUGGUAAAUUUCUUCUAUGCCGAUUCUUCCAUCAUCUCUGAUGACAUGCGCUACGGUGUAUUCGACGACACAAAAUGCGACACCGCAGAGAAACUUUCGAAGAAUGAUUGUGCCUCAAACUAUGGCGCAACGCAGGUAUCCGUGUGGUCUAUGGCCCGUGCCCUCAACGCCUCCAUUCCUCCACUUACAAAUCCCAUGACACCGUCAAUGAGCUUCAGAGACCCUAGCGAAGGAAAACUCUCCGGGGCGUCGCUGGUGGGCGUCAUCAUCGGUGCUACCUUUGCUUUGUUUCUUAUGGUGGCUCUGGGCGUGGUUCCAUACUUUGUCCUGCGCAGCACCCGUGAUAACAACAGCGCGCCAAAGGAGCCCACAGAUCCUGUGACAAUUGUUUUCACAGAUAUUGAAAGCAGCACGGCACAGUGGGCUGCCCACCCCGAUGUCAUGGCUGAUGCCGUUGCCACACACCACAAGUUGAUCCGCGCGCUGAUCUCCCAGUACGAGUGUUACGAGGUGAAGACCGUUGGGGACUCGUUCAUGAUCGCGAGCCGAAAUGUGUUUAUGGCGGUGCAACUUGUGCGGGAUCUGCAGAGGGCGUUCCUUCGCCACAACUGGGGCGCGUCCGUAUUUGACGAGUAUUAUCGCAGUCUUGAGCAGGACCGUGCGUUAGAAAGUGAGGGAUACGUGCCGCCAACCGCACGCCUGGACCCCGACGUGUACCGAAAGUUGUGGAAUGGCCUCCGAGUGCGAGUUGGUGUGCACACCGGAUUGUGUGACAUUCGCCACGAUGAGGUGACAAAGGGUUACGACUACUAUGGUCAUACGUCGAACAUGGCUGCCCGCACAGAGAGCGCUGCGAAUGGUGGACAGAUAUUGCUAACACGUGCAACAUACCUUUCGCUAAGCACAGCAGAGCGUGAGCAACUUGACGUCACUGCGCUGGGCGCCGUCCCACUGCGUGGUGUUCCCGAUCCGGUGGAAAUGUACCAAGUUGAUGCUGUGGUCGGUCGGUCCUUCGCUGCACUGCGCCUCGACGGGGAAGUCGAUCUGAUUGCGGAUAGCGGGAUAAUAAACGCAUCCACCAGCGACUGCGCGUCCUUUUGUGAAUUGGGUCAGUCAGCACAGGCGAUAGUGGCAGUCAUGCGCGCACUUUUUGGCACUUUUACAGCAUCACAACGGAAAAAGUUGUUAGUGCCCUUCUGCGAGCGUUGGCGUGUGACGUUGCCACCGAAAACCAAGUCCGUGUGGGAUGAUAACGACUGUCAGGAAGUUAUGCGGCGUAUAGCAACAAAAGUGGGCCAUGUCGUUGAUUUCACAGCUGGCAAUACCGUUGAGCCCUCCGUGGACACAAGGCGACGGUCAUCCCUAGCAUUCUUACCUUUGCAAGGUCUGUGGUCUGGUUGGGAAGGAGCACCGCGAAACUCCCCCACAAGCAGCGAACGAGAAUAA